AUGGAAUCUACAUUGGAUGAAAUUGUUAAUCUAUCAGAUAAAUUCUCUGAAAAACAACAACAACAACAACAACAACAACAACAACAACAACAACAACAACAACAACAACAACAACACUCAAAUCUAUCAUUUAAGAAUUUAGUUGAAUUUAAAAUCAUUGUUGUCAAAGACUCUGAAAUUGAAAUAUAUAUAUAUCUAUAUUUGGUUAUUUUUAUUAUUAUUAAUGAAAUUGAAAUUCCAAAUGGUGAAAAUUGGCCAAUUAGUGAGCAUAGUGCUUUCAAUUUACAAAAAAAAAGAAAAACCAAUUCUUUGAGAUAA
Molecule: messenger RNA, 318 nt
Organism: Dictyostelium discoideum AX4
Lineage: Eukaryota; Evosea; Eumycetozoa; Dictyosteliales; Dictyosteliaceae
Exons: 3
Coding region: 1-318 (105 amino acids)
Source: RefSeq, a predicted model, not a curated record